AUGUACUCCGGUAGGGAUGCCGCAAAUACUGCGUAUCCCACGCAGUGGGCUCUAAAUCCCACAGCAUAUCAGAAUGUUGAUACUAGUCAUGUUGAUUGGGCCGCUUUAGCGCAGCAAUGGAUUGCAAUGAAGGAAGCGGCGGCGAUUGUAGCCGCGCCGCCGCCUCCUGCCCUGAGGGCGGAGGAAGAGGGCGAAGCGCCCAUGGAAGUUGAGAACCCAGAUAACAACUCAGACGGCCCUCCCGGUGCCGAGUGGAACUCCACAACCAACUCAUGGGGUGGAUCUUGGAAUCAAUGGGGUUGGGGAUGGUCAGGUUCAGGGCCAGUGGAGCCUAAAAUACCACCAGACCCUGCUAUAGGUAUACCUCCUCUCGUAGAAGGGUAUACCGUACCCCCAGAAACAGCUGCUCCAAUACCUGGAUACACAACAGGCACUCCUGCCCCAACAUUCCAGCAUGGCUACUGGACUGCACCGCAGGUGGAACAGAAUAACAGCAGGAGCAGUAGUUCCAGUCGAGACAGGCGAUCUAAGAGCAAGAAUAGGGAACACAAGCCAACUAGAACUUCCAGGGCACAGAGGGAUAAAGCGCCCGCGAUACCCCCAGUGAUCGAGCCAAUAGUUAUGCCUACGACUAUGGUGACAUCUACAAUUGAUGCAGCUAAGCGGCGUCAGCUUCCAGCUUGGAUUAGGGAAGGUUUAGAAAAAAUGGAGCGUGAGAAGCAGAAGGCGAUAGAAAGAGAGCAGGAGUUGAAGGCAAGAGAAGAAGCAGAGAAAGAAAAGAAGAGAUUAGAAGAAGAGGAAUUAGAACGAAUGAAAGCAGAGGCUGGAGGCCAACCGGUCAUGCCACCUAAGAGUAAAUUCGAAUCGGAUUCCGAAGGUGAAGACCAGGAGAAGGAGCCAGCGUCGUCGAGUCCAGUGAAGGAGGAGCCACCGGACGAGGCCAACGCUCCGCCUGACGAGAGAGAGGAACCUCCCGCUCUCGUCAAGAGGAGUAAAGAGGAGAUCAUGCAAGAAGUGAUGCUUGCAGUCCGUCGCUCCCUAACAGAAAUCCUCCUUGAGGUGACUGACCAGGAGAUUCAAACGGUGAGCCAGGAAGAAUUGGCCCGAUAUACCGCCCUACAAGCAUCGCGCCUCAACGCCAUGAAGGCGAGCAAGUCGAAGGCACUGGCCGCUAUCGCCAGUGGGCUCGGGCUGGGCGCGUACGAGAGCAGCUCCGACGACAGCGAGGAAGAGGACCAGGACGAACUUUCUGAUCAACAGCUACAGGAUAUCAUCAAGCGCAAGAGGUUGGACUUCGAGCGCACUGCACGGGAGAUAGAAGCUGAAGUGCGGCGUGCUGAAGCAAGAGAAGCUAUUGAAGAGUCUUCCACUCCCAACAACACUACGCCGGAGAGACCAAGGCGAUCACGUUCAUCUGCUACACCACCACCAGACAGUGACACCCCUGACAAGUUACCUGAACGUCGCCUCUCGAAAGACAAAAGAAAUCAUAAGUCAGAGAAAACUGAUGGAGUCAGAAAAUUAGACACUAUUCUAGAAGAAAAAGUUAAGAAAUCAAGUAAAAGAGAUCGAACACCUAGCCCCUAUUCAAAAUCUUCCAGUAAAGCCAACAAAGAAAGCUCUUCGUCCACCAGUGACUCUGAAGAUGAUUCCUCAUCCAGCUCAAGCGAAUCCUCGUCGGAAACUGAACAAGAUUCCACAGCCCAUUCUAAAUCCAAGAAACGCAAACGUCGGGGCUCCAGUUCUAGUGGGUCGCGUAGAAAAUCAAAGAAAGACAAACAUAGAAAAGACAAAUCUCACAAAUCAAGCGAUAGGAGUUAUUCCAAGUCUAAAUACUACGACGACUCCGAGAAAUCCGACAAGUUUAGGUCCAAGAAAAAAGAUGAUUACUACGAUAGACACAAAUCUUCUAGGAGUAGGGACUACGACAAACAUAAAUAUCGUGAUGACUCCGAGGAGGAGCGUCCUAGGAAGCGUACGAAGCGGUCGCGUUCCAUCAGCUACGAAUCGCGCUCGGGGCGCAAGAAGGCAUCGCGGGAUCGGUCGGAAGAGCGUUCGCACAAGAGGGACAAGAGGUCAUACGACAGGGAUAGCUCCAAGCGGGACAGGUCUUACGACAGGUCGGGCCGAGACUACGACAAGUACGAUAGGUAUGAGCGGUCUAGGGACUACGACCGGCGUCGAUCGCGCAGCGGCAGUCACUCCCGCCACCGCCGGUGA
Molecule: messenger RNA, 2220 nt
Organism: Spodoptera littoralis (African cotton leafworm)
Lineage: Eukaryota; Metazoa; Arthropoda; Insecta; Lepidoptera; Noctuidae
Source: the annotation of a GenBank genome assembly